AUGACGAUGAUGAUGACGAAGAUGAUGAAUCCUGAUGCCAGCAACUGCCAGAUGCUGUUCACCAGCAACUUCCAGGAUCCCUACAACCUGGCGCCACCGCCUCUGGGAGUGCAUCCCACCACCAGCAUGAACUUCAUUAAAGCUCAUGCCGAGAAGACCGGCAUCAAAAUCGAUUCUGAUCACGGAACCACCACCGUCGGUAUGCACUACCAGAGCGGCAUUAUCCUGGCCGCCGAUUCCCGUACCACCUCAGGCUCGUAUAUUAGCUCGCAAUCGGCGAAGAAGAUCGUCGAGAUCGGGGACUCCAUGCUGGCGACAAUGGCCGGAGUAAGCGCCGACGGUGCCUACUGGUUGCGGGUCCUGAGGCGGGAGUGCCGCCUCUACGAGUUGCGCCACAAGGAGUCGAUGUCGGCGACCGCCGCCAGCAAAAUUCUCUUCAAUAUUUGUUACAAGCACCGUAGAGACGGCCUGGAAAUGUCCAUCCUGCUGGCCGGACCCGGGCGGGUCAAGGACGAGCUAGAGCUGUACUACGUCGACUCGGACGUUUUGCGCCAAAAGGGAAAGCUAUUUAGUAUAGGCAGUGGAUCAGAUUCAGCCUAUGGGUUGCUGGACUCUGAAUACGAAUGGGAGUUGGAGGACGAGGCGGCCCACGAGAUGGUGCAACGAGCUCUCUAUUAUGCUGCCAUGAAAGACGCCUAUACAGGCGGCUCAGUUGUAGUCCAUCUGGUGACACCGAAAGGUUGUACAAAAAUGUCCAAUACGGACUUGGCGGAGCUGCACGAGAAGUACCAGUAUCUUCUAAAUGGCGAAGAAGAUACCGAUUCUGAUCCAUUACCUGCUCCUUCUCAAUAG
Molecule: messenger RNA, 852 nt
Organism: Drosophila bipectinata
Lineage: Eukaryota; Metazoa; Arthropoda; Insecta; Diptera; Drosophilidae
Source: RefSeq, a predicted model, not a curated record